UAUCUUUAUAGAUAUCUUCUAUAUAAAGGUUUUAAGAAACGAUGAAUGGGCAGGCGUGAGCACUCACAGACUUUAUACAUCUGAUCAUUCAUCAUGGAUAAAAUGCCUGCAGAGAACAAAGAGGAGGAUGAGUUGAGCAUUCCUCGAGCCGCCCUGAACAAAAUGAUUAAGGAGCUGAUCCCAAACAUCCGCGUGGCAAACGACGCCCGGGAACUCAUCCUCAACUGCUGCACUGAAUUCAUUCACUUGGUUUCGUCUGAAGCAAAUGAAAUCUGCAACAAGCAAAGCAAGAAGACAAUAUCACCAGAACAUAUUAUUGCAGCACUUGAUCACCUUGGCUUUGGGAACUAUAAAGAGGACGCUGAAGCAGUGUUAGAAGAGACAAAAGCUGUAGCUGCUAAAAAAAGAAGAGGGAGUUCCCGUCUGGAAAAUCUGGGAAUCCCUGAGGAAGAACUGCUCCGACAACAGCAGGAAUUGUUUGCCAAGGUGGGUUUCUUAUGA
Molecule: messenger RNA, 501 nt
Organism: Saccostrea cuccullata (small rock oyster)
Lineage: Eukaryota; Metazoa; Mollusca; Bivalvia; Ostreida; Ostreidae
Product: protein Dr1-like
Exons: 2
Coding region: 94-501 (135 amino acids)
Biological process (GO): negative regulation of transcription by RNA polymerase II; RNA polymerase II preinitiation complex assembly
Cellular component (GO): negative cofactor 2 complex
Molecular function (GO): TBP-class protein binding; protein heterodimerization activity; RNA polymerase II general transcription initiation factor activity
Source: RefSeq, a predicted model, not a curated record